Molecule: messenger RNA, 1371 nt
Organism: Effrenium voratum
Lineage: Eukaryota; Dinophyceae; Suessiales; Symbiodiniaceae
Source: the annotation of a GenBank genome assembly
GAGACACAGAGACCUCGCUCGCUCGUCUCUUCUUUUGCAUGGGGCGCAUGAAGCGGUGCAGGGAAAGCGCUCGGCAGCUCUGCCAAUGCUCUGGCGCGUGCGCCUGCAUGGCGGCCGUGAUCUCCGCCGUGGCUGCCACCGUGGUGAUCGUCGUGAUGGGCGAUGGGAUGGACGGCCCGCAGCCCCUGGCUGCAGCCUACAAGUGCGACAGCAACGUGAUCCUGGGCCCAGUGCGGAAGCCCGCACAGAAGGGCCUGGCCAUUGACGACACGACCUUUCAGAAGUGCUCUCACUCGGUUCCCAGGGUCUGGCCCAACACCGAGGAGAAGCUCACCUCGCUCCGGCUCUUCAAGGCCUGGGACAAGAGCUGGCCCGACGGGGCCCGGCUCACGGCCUGGGACCAGCUGGCCACGGUGGUGCAGCAGGGCGGGAUGGAGGUGCUGGUGGGCACCCAGGUGACCUGUGAUGAGGCGGAUGAUGACCGGGACUGGCGCUUAGUGUUGGAACUGCUGCAGAAGCUUGGACGAAAGCACGUCAUGGGGAUCGCCGUGGGAAAUGAGCUCGAGCUCCUGCAAUACAAGAAGGGCAUCUCGCAGGAUUGCAUGACACGAAUGUGGCAAGGGGGCUACUUCUUGCGGAAGCUGUCUGAAAGAGCCGCAGAUUUGGAUAAGCUACCUGGAUUCAGCGAUGUCCGCUUGACCUCGGUCUUUGGUGGCUACAUCCUUUCUGGCUCCCCUUUCGUGGAAACACCAAAAGCCAUGGUCCUGACCUUUCUGACGGAGGCUGUGAAGCGCUUUGGGAGUCGCUGGGUGUUCACGCUGAACAUCUACCCCUACUUUGAUCCUUCCAACGCUCUGGAUCCGGGCACCACGGACCGGUGCACCAGAAGCUUAAAGACGGCGCUGUGCUUCACUGACGAUACUUGCAAUUUGCCGGCCACGGUCAGCCGCAUGCGCAAGAGGAUGCAGCUACUCACCGGCAAGGACAGCAUCCUUUGGCUCGGUGAGACGGGCUGGUCCUCGCCCCAGGCCUCCACCCUCGCGGGCUCCAACCCGGAGAUGGCGAAGUGCGGCGCCUUCUCGAGCGACAUCUCCUUGAAGCAGUUCUACAGCAACUUCUUAGCUUGGAGGCUGGACCUAGAUGUGGAGAAGGGCCCGGACCAUGUCUUCUACUUCACGGCCCGCGAUUCCGGGAACUUCGGGGUCGAGGAGCACUUCGGCCUCAUCUCCGACUGCGAUACCAAGAAGUGCAAGCUGCAGCUUGCCCGCCAGGAUCAAGUCGUGGUGUAGAGUUGGACAAAGCAGAUUUCCGACGUAUCGCUUGAAUUGUUUCACCGGGCCGAGAGUGCUUGACUCUCGAGCCCAGCACACU